UUGCUGGGGGAAACAAGUCAGUUAAACAUUAAACUGUAGAGUCGUGCAAACGCACUUCUUUUUUCCACACUAUUCAAACGUUUGUCCUACCCAUCAGAGGGAACACGCGCAUCAACGCAAAGAGAGACAGUCAGUUUCAGAAACACAUGCCUGAAAAAGAAGUUAUGCACAUUAUUAUCUUUACAUUGUCUUUGGUGGUACUUUCAACACCUGCUCCAUGCUCAGGGGCAAAUCUUAAAAUCGGCGUCCCUGAAAAUUAUGAUGGAAUUUUCCCAUGGUACUUGGCAAAGCUCCAUGACCUCCCUGCUACCUACACUGACCUGAUGGUGACAGGGGACGACGAGGGCAUUUUUGGAGUUGAGGCAGGAUUUCUUUACGCUCUAAAACCACUGGACAGAGAAAAGCAGCCAUCCUACACUUUGCAGGUAUCCUUGAUAGCGGCCUUGCAGUCUCAGAGCUUCAUGGUGGAAAUAUGCGUGAUUGACAAGAAUGACAAUGUGCCUGUAUUUAUUGAGGAGAGCAUGAGAGGCAGUGUGCAGCUAGGACUCCUGAAAGGGAUCUCAUUCAUGCAGGUCGGGGCAUCUGACCGUGACGAUCGUAACACGGCCCACGCUGACCUGCGCUUCAGCCUGAUGGACCAGACUCCAAGGAUCCCCUCUAGCCACAUGUUCUUCAUAGACUCUGUGACCGGAGAAGUGUCCCUCACAGAAGACGGAGCUUCCACCCUGGACCCAGAGAUGUGUGGUCGCUACAAGCUAUUAGUAAUGGUGAAGGACAUGGGUGGUAAACCCAACGCUUUCUUCUCCACUGGCCUCGUCACAGUGGAGGUGACAGGAAACACCUGGGCCUCUCCGGACCCUGUUCGUCUCCAGGAGAAUCUCCCUGGUCCCUACCCCAUCCCCAUCUCACAGGUGAAGUGGAGUGGGGGACUGGUGGAGUACAGCCUGGAGGGGGAAUUCCCAGAGAUGUUGUUCACUGUCAGCCGAGACGGAGUCAUCUCUCUCAACGCCCCCCUGGAUAGAGAAACACAAGACCAGUUCCAGAUCAGCAUCGUAGUGGAGCGUCCGGAUGGCAGGGAGAUUGCCAAGCCAGUGGAGCUGCGGGUGAUGGUGGGCGAUGCCAACGACAACAGACCUACGUUCCCUACCACACAGUACCACACCGUAGUCAAGGAGUUGGCCCCAUGGGGAACGGAGAUCCUCACAGUUCAGGCAGCCGAUAAUGACGAUCCCAAAACAGAUAACGUGAGGAUCUUCUACCGGUUGGUUGGACAGAUCCCAGAGAGCCCUCGAGCAUUGUUCCGGGUUGACCGUGACUCUGGGGUCAUCACGGUGCAGGCAGACACCCUUGAGGGGGCCGCCCCGCAGUACACACUGACCAUCACAGCUGAGGACGCUAAAGGCUUGAACAGCUCCUGUACUGUGGUUGUGACGGUGCAGGACGAGAACAACAACCCACCUGUCUUCACUCAACAUGAGUAUGGGCCCUUUCACCUGCCGGAGGAUGCUGCUGUGGGAGCGACAGUUACAGCGGUGUCUGCGUGGGACGCUGAUGAGCGUGGAGGAGACAGUUGGCAGGUGGAUUACAGGCUGGAGUCUGGCAACGAGGAGGAGGUGUUCUCAUUAGUCACAGACAAGCAGACCAAUGAGGUUUCACUCGUCCUUUCCAAGGUGCUGGACUUUGAGCGGGAGAGCGAGUACAUUCUGGUCCUUAGUGCUCAGAACCCGGUGGCUCUUGUUCGAGGGAGGUAUGGCCCAGCGUCCACGGCAACUGUUUCCAUCUACGUAGACGAUAUCAACGAGGGACCCAUUCUGUCCCAGAGUCACUACGAGGUCACAGUCAGAGAGGGGGAGGAGCCAGGACGUGUUAUCGCCACUAUUCGUGGAUAUGACCCAGACUCACACCCAAUCAGAUACUCACUCAGAGGAGAUACCAAGAGGUACUUCUCCAUUGGGAAGUACUCAGGUGAGCUAAAGACUGUCCAGGCAUUGGACAGAGAAGAAAACAGCACCUACACCAUGGAGGUCAUUGCUGAAGAUGGAAGGAACUCAUCUCUGUCCGCCUCCACCCUGGUGACAGUCCAUAUUCUGGAUGUGAAUGACAACAGUCCUGUGUUGGUGGGCGAUUAUUCCUGGAAAUAUUUGUGUACCCCUCGCUGGGAGGACCAGGCGUUGGUACUUGCAUCACGGGACAGCGAUGGUCCCCAGCAUGGAGGCAGGCUCAAUUUCUCCCUCCGCAGUGAUGCCACUGUUCACCGCAACUGGAAACUGACCCCCAUCAACGACACCCACACAAACCUGUCACUGAACACCCCAUACCUGUCUCCGGACGUCUACACCGUUCCUUUCACCAUCUCUGACAGCAGCUCACCUCCCAGGAGCACCUUUAUAAACCUGCCAGUGACGGUGUGCCCAUGCAAUGUGAGAGGGAACUGCAGGACGGCCGCUAAGCAGCUGCAAGGCAUGCCAACCGUCCAGUCCACCGUGGGCACCCUACUGGGAACCCUGGGGGUCAUAGGAAUUAUUCUUAUUGUUGUCUUUGUAAGGCUGUCCUACCAGAACCCCAAACCGCCGACUAAAACCAACCAGGAGAGAGAGCCACUCAGAAUCUCUUUGUGAGUUUCCAGUCUGUGUUAUGUUUCUGACUGUGCCCUUACUGACUGGGCAAUAAUAGUAGACCAAUGAUAUGUUGACAGUGUUUGUUCAGGGCUGUAUAGCAUUUUCCUGUUAAGUUGUUCUUGAAUUGCGGUGGCAUUUGGGCAGUGCAUUCUGGGGACCAUUUCACUUGAUUUAAAUUAAUGUGGGUAAAUCUCCCAUUCUAAAAUAAUUAAUACGACAGCUUAAUAACAUUGAAUAGUGUUUACCAUGAUAAUUGUAUUGUACCAUCAUUAUGAGUAGUUACACCAAUUAUGUUUACACCAAUGAGACAAUUUAGGUACAGUUGUGCCCAAACAUUUGCAUACCCUUGGAGAAUUGGUAAUAUAUGUACCAUUUGUAAAGAAGACAUGAGUGAGCAGGCAAAAC
Messenger RNA from Esox lucius (northern pike), 3023 nucleotides. RefSeq names its product cadherin 16, KSP-cadherin (gene cdh16). Gene Ontology annotation, biological process: cell-cell junction assembly; multicellular organism development; calcium-dependent cell-cell adhesion. The record is from RefSeq and is a predicted model, not a curated record. Bases 147 to 2618 code for a protein of 823 amino acids. Lineage: Eukaryota; Metazoa; Chordata; Actinopteri; Esociformes; Esocidae. Gene Ontology annotation, cellular component: catenin complex; adherens junction; plasma membrane. The transcript is spliced from 18 exons. Gene Ontology annotation, molecular function: cadherin binding; calcium ion binding.